CGUGCUCGUCAGUUCCAAGUUUCUGCUUCAACAGUGAUUGAACAGAAGUAAGGUGACGUACGUUCUUGUUAUAUCUUUUAACAACAACUUUACUGGACUUUCUUGUCAAUUUAAUUGCCCAAAAUGUCUCUCUGUCGUCAAAACUACCAUGAGGAGUGCGAGGCUGGCAUCAACAAGCAGAUCAACCUUGAGUUGUACGCUAGCUAUGUCUACAUGUCCAUUGCCUACCAUUUUGAUCGUGACGAUGUGGCCCUCAAUGGCUUUCACAAGUACUUCAAGAAAGCCUCUGAUGAAGAGCGUGAACACGCUGAAAAGCUCAUGAAGUUCCAAAACCAGCGUGGAGGUCGCAUUGUGCUUCAGAACGUGAAGAAGCCAGAACGUGAUGAAUGGGGAACAGGACAGGACUCAAUGCAAGCUGCCCUUGACUUGGAGAAGUAUGUCAACCAGGCUCUCCUUGAUCUCCAUUGUGUUGCUGAGAAGCAUGGUGAUUCACAGAUGAUGGAUUUCAUUGAGGCUAACUACUUGCAUGAGCAAGUCGAGGCCAUCAAAGAACUUGCUGGACAUGUUACCAACCUCAAGCGUGUUGGACCUGGCCUGGGAGAGUACCAGUUUGACAAGGAAACCCUUGACGAAUGAAGCCAUGGUACUGCCCUUGACUUUGCUGUGUUAAAGCCUGGAUAAGGACUAACCUUAUACCCCCAACCCUUUAAGACUAGUAAAACUUGAUUUUUAGCGAUUGUUGUGUGUGAAUGAACAUGAGAGAUUUAGAAUAAAAGUUCAAAGAGCAUUCAA
Actinia tenebrosa (Australian red waratah sea anemone) is the source of this 792-nucleotide messenger RNA. Its product is annotated as soma ferritin. Gene Ontology annotation, molecular function: ferric iron binding; ferrous iron binding. Gene Ontology annotation, cellular component: cytoplasm. The record is from RefSeq and is a predicted model, not a curated record. NCBI's taxonomy places the organism in Eukaryota, Metazoa, Cnidaria, Anthozoa, Actiniaria, Actiniidae. Gene Ontology annotation, biological process: intracellular iron ion homeostasis; iron ion transport.